GUGAACGAUAUUUAGCGGAAACAUGGCCGCAAUUGUUGUGAUAUGUACAGUUCUCAUAUAUGCUGUGCUCGUAGCACAAUGUCAGGUCUACGUAUUCGAACACAUCGAAGAACACGAGCAGAGAAUCUCCGUCCUCGAAUCCUCCACUGCGAAUGCCACGACAUGUUGUAGUACCUUAAAGAAAGAAAAUGGGUUGCUUAAAAACCAGAACCAACAACUGAUGACCAUGAUGCAGAACCUAUCUUUACAGGUUUUGCUUCUUCAGCAGAAGGUGGACUCCUUGACAGCUGUUCCAAGCACCCCCCUGGCGCCACCAACACCACCCCCGCCCAUGACUACGGUCUCCACCCAACAGACCACCACCCCGUCAACUACAACAACAGCUGCUACACUACCACGUGACUGUGCUGAUUGGGCCGCCAAAGGGGAAACACUGAGCGGGGAAUUUGAAAUUAACAUAGAAGGAACGACAAAACAAGUUUACUGUGACUUGGAUCAUGACGGUGGACGGUGGACGGUCAUUCAGCGUCGCCGGGACGCUUCAGUGGAUUUUAACCGGAACUGGACCGACUAUCGUGACGGAUUUGGCGACAUAAAUUCCGAAUUCUGGCUCGGCAACGAGAUCAUCCACAAACUGACUUCCGCCGGAAAUAACGUCCUUAAUAUCAAACUGAUGGACUGGACUGGUACCAUCGUCUACGCUCAGUACUCGGGGUUUUCUUUGGACGGAGAAUCAAAGGACUAUACACUCCAUGUCGGCACGUACUCAGGAACGGCAGGUGACUCCUUUAAUUACCCACAAUCCAGUUUGCUGAGCCAUUACAACCACCGGUUCAGUACCCCGGAUCACGACAGAGAUAACUCAUUCAUGAACUGUGCGCAAAUUCUCAAGUCGGGAUGGUGGUUCAAUUCCUGCUACAGCUCCAACUUGAAUGGGGAUUUCCUGAAGGGGGUACCCUACGGACCAAAAACCAACGGGGAGGUUGCAGGACAGCCUACUCUUGAGGGGACAGGCAUUGAGUGGUAUCCAUGGAAACAGAAGCAGUAUUCAAUGGCCCACGUGGAAAUGAAAAUAAGACCAGUCUAAACCAUGCAAUAAAUGAUUAUAGUCUUUUGA
Magallana angulata is the source of this 1117-nucleotide messenger RNA. RefSeq names its product fibrinogen-like protein 1. The transcript is spliced from 5 exons. NCBI's taxonomy places the organism in Eukaryota, Metazoa, Mollusca, Bivalvia, Ostreida, Ostreidae. The record is from RefSeq and is a predicted model, not a curated record. Bases 23 to 1087 code for a protein of 354 amino acids.